CCCACGUUACUAACUUAUAAUAUGAAUGAAACGUCCCAGGACAAAGCAGUAUUCACUCUCGAGUUGUGGCGUGUGUAUGUGGUAUAUUCAACAUGAAACGACGAAUCAAGCUAGUGAGUGAUGUAUGGUACGAUGGUGACAAGUAGUGCUGCUUACAAGCAGCCGGCUGCUUGGAGCAGGUCGGUGAGCUUGCCCGCAGCGUCCAAGUCAGCAAUCUUGUCGGAGCUGCCAAUGUACUUGCCUCCAAUCCAGAUGCUCGGGUACGAGUUGGAUCCGGUGAUCGACGUCAGCGCCGCCGAGAUGGCGUCCCCCGCAGGUCCUUCGCCCGCCACUUUCGUGUCGAGUUCCAAAAACGUGAGCUUGCCGCCCACGUCGGCCACCGUCUCUUUGGUCCACUCGCACGCUUCGCACCACGUCGCCCCAAAGCCCACACAUGCGUGCUGGUGGAUGAAGUAGUUGAUGUACGCGACCGGUUCGUUGGGGAUCCCGUCCUUGGCUUCGGCUUCUUGGUGGUCGGGCACCAAGGGGGUCACAGGGGCAGGGGCGGCGGUCGUAGUUGUUGCAGCAGUGGUAGGUGCAGCGGUGGUCGUGGGGGCAGUGGCGGUGGUGGUAGGUGCAGCGGUGGUGGUGGUGGGUGCAGCAGAAACGUCGCCGCAGCACACGCUGACCUCUUCCCCGACUGUGAGCAGGCUGGAGCACCGUUUGUUUUGCGUGUUGAAAAUCGUGGGGAACGCGUCCUUCUUGCACGCACCAGAGUACCCCUCGCACGCUUUGUUUAAGAUAGCCCACGACGAGUCACCGACCACGACCUUGUACUUGACGCAUUUGGCCAAGUCAAUCGAUUCGUCUGUGGUUGAGGGGGUGGUGGUAGUAGGUGCAGCAGUGGUAGGGGUAGUAGUAGUCGUGGUGGUGGUCGUGGGGGCUUGAGUAGUAGUAGUUGUGGUAGGUGCAGCAGUGGUACUGGUCGUAGUAGGUGCAACAGUCGUUGUAGUCGUAGUAGGUGCAGCAGUGGUGGUAGUAGUAGUAGUUGGGGCCUCGGUCGUGGGUUUGUUGUGGGAAAUAACCACCCGUUUGGUGAUGGUCACAAUGGUCUCCCGUUGCGUGGUGGUAGGUGCAACUGUCGUGUUAGCAUCCAUUUCAUUCUUGUCACACGGGGAAGGGAGCGGGCGGGCGGGGGGCGGGUGCGGGUCUUGGUAGGUGCAGCGGUCGUGGUAGCCGGUGCAGCAGUCGUGGUAGGUGCAGCCGUGGUGGUGGUAGCCGGGGCGGCCGUCGUCGUCGGCGCCACGGUCGUGGUGGUGGUGGGUGCAACAGCGGUCGCCGGGGCCUGCACGGGAGGCGCCAGGGUGGCAGGCGCGGGUUGGUUGUUGUACUCGCACGGAAGCGGGGCUUGCUUCUUCUUGCCAUGAUGCGCGAGCUCAAACACCCACUUUUGGUUUUGCACAGUGAUAUCACAAAACUGCACGUGCAGGGGCUGGUUGGGUCCGUCGGUGGCCAAACACAGGCCCAUCUUCUCCAUAUAGUAGAUUUGUCCGGUCAAGUCGUUAUACGACCACUGCUGGAACUCGUUGUCCGCGUCACACAGUCGUCCUUGAACGGCGCCGUGGAUCUUGUCCUCCACGAGCGUCAAGCACGCCUGGCUGUUGGUUUUGCUGCGGAUGGUCUUGGCAAGGGGAUCGUAAAACCACGUUUGAGAGUCGGGGUGCACCGAGUCCACUUUGGAAAGUGUGGUAGCCACGACCCGGCCAAACGAUUCCGUGAUCUUCCAGUCUGUACCCGCAAUCUUGAUGGUCACUUCUUCCGUCUCAAACGGGCGGAUGCUGAACUUGGUCGAGUCGUCAAAUGAACACGGCACGACUUGAAGCAACCCGUCGUUGGACCGGAUGCACUUGCCAGGGCUGGUUUCACUCAGGGACACAAAUACCCCCACGGGUACACGGACUUCGGACGCCUUGGGCCCAAGGAAUACCCCAGGGGCGGCGGUGCUCGGGGCCGGCUGCGGGGGACGAGUCGCCGGGCGGUGGGUGGACGUGGUCGGGCGGCGGGUGGGGGCGGCCUUCGGGGGCACAGGGACGAACGCCGGCAACGAGCCGCACCACCGAUGGGUCGACUUGGGCAUGAGGCCACAGUCACGGGGGCCCCAGUUGGCAUAGCACAGCGAGUAGUACGGCGUGAAGAACUGGCAGUUGCGGCAGUCCCCACACUCGGCGUAGUACUUGGCGAGGGGGUUGACUGGAGCGGCGGUCGGGGGAUCGGUCGGGGGGUCGGU
Molecule: messenger RNA, 2266 nt
Organism: Aphanomyces astaci
Lineage: Eukaryota; Oomycota; Saprolegniomycetes; Saprolegniales; Verrucalvaceae
Exons: 2
Coding region: 460-927 (155 amino acids)
Source: RefSeq, a predicted model, not a curated record